AUGAAAUAUCUCAUAGCAUUAUCUCUGCUGAUAAUAUUGCUAGCUGGAUCCAUUCCAACUGCUACUGCAUCAACUUGCAACUUCUUUUUGGAUAGUGAUGGUUCUUGUGUUUAAAAGUGCCUUUAUCCUAAAAUUGGAGAUGCUGCUACUAAAUCAUGCUUAGCUGAUGACAGUUAAUGUAAGACAUAUUACCUUAAAGAACCUAAUGUUUGUGUUCCUUAAUGCCCUAAGUUAUUUAAAGCUUAAGCCGUUACUGAUAAGAAAUAUUAAAUUUGUGUUCCUUGCAUUUUCUAAGAUUCAUAAGGAAACUGUUAUGAAAAUUGCCCUCCAGGCCUUAUCACUGAUUUAACUUCUUAAAAAUGUUUGAGCUCACCCUCUUAAUGUUAAGGAUUCUAUAUUAAAGAAAUGCAAUCUUGUGUAAGUAAUUGUCCACCUAAUUUUACUGCUGAUAAGACUUAAACACCUAGCGUUUGUAUAAACUGUAAAUUAAAUGGAACUUGCCCUAACCAAAAUGGAAAUGCAAGUGGAAAUAAUGGAAAUAACGGUAAUUCAAGUGGAAAUAAUGGAAAUACUGGCGGAAAUAUUCCUAUUAAUAGUAACUGUGCUCUUUAUCUCGCAGCUGAUAUGCAAGGAUGUGGAUCAUAAUGUCCUCCACAAUAAAUUGCUUUGGCCUAAGUUUAAGGUUAGUCUUAUAUUCAAUGCUAGCUUUGUCCUGCUACAACUCUUUUUGUCAGUUAUGAUGGAUCUACAUGUGUUAGUUAAUGCGCUGCAGGUUAAGUUAUUAAUAUGAAAACAUUAAACUGUAUCUAAUAAGCUUAAUGCACAAAUAGUAUCUUUACUGAUGAUAAAAACGUCUCUUGGUGUGUUGAUAAAUGUCCUCCUUAACUAUAAUCUGUCUCUGUUAGCAAUCAAAGUUACACUAAUUGCUAAGCUUGUCCAACUGGAUAAUAUUUGAGUAUUGCAACUGGAAAAUGUGUAAGCUCAUGUGAUAUCUUAGACCCUACAGGAAAAAUCUGUUUGCCUGAUAUAUAGCAUUGCAUAGGAUAUAUUUCUGUAGAUUAGACUAAAUGUUAGGCAAGUUGUAGCUCUGGUUAAUAUAUUUCAUAAGGUUUAAUUGAAGGUCAAUUUAACUGUGUUGCUAAAUGUUAAGAUUCUUAAUACAUUCUACAGAAAUAGGAUAAUAAGAAUUAAACCUUAAAUUUAUGUGUCGACAAAUGUCCUCAAUUUUAAUAUCCAGGAUAAAACAAUAUUUGCACUUCUGUUACAAACUGUUCAAAUUAUUUAUCGAUGGAUGGAAAAAAUUGCUUGACUUCAUGUCCUGCUGGAUAAUUCCCUCAAACAGUACCAAAUAAAAAAAUUUAGGUCUGUAUGCCUUGCUUCUAGAAACUAUCUUCUGAUGGUAAAUCUUGCAACGCUAGCUGCGCUACAGGAGAAUUAUUUGAUGUUGAACAAAAGAAAUGUAUUUCUUCUAGUUAAUGCACUGGAAUAUAAUAAAAUGGUUUAUGCUUAUCAAAGUGCUAGCCAGGUUAUUUACUUUAAGUAGAUUCAAGCAAUAAUAAAUCAUGUGUCUUAAUGAAUGCCUGUCCUAAUUACAUUUCCUCAGAUAGAAAAUCCUGCGUUACAAGCUGUGCCUCUAAAGAAGGAGUUCUCACAGCUAACAAUUUAAAAGUAUGUGUAAUCUGCCCUCUUGGUCUUGCUUCUGAUGGAAAAAGCUGCUUAACUAGCUGUUAAUCUGGCUAAAUCUAUGAUGUCUCUUCAAAAUCUUGCAUUAAUUCUUCAAGUUGCUCAGGUAUUUUGAGUGCUAAUGGAAAAAGAUGUGUAGCUGCUUGUGAAUUCCCAGAAGUAAAGCCUUCUUCAACAGCUACUUAAUGUUCUUACAAAUGCAAUAGUGGAUAACUCUAUUAGGAUGGAGUUGGAUGCAUAGAUCCUAGUAGUUGUACAGGAUAUUAAUCAGCCAACGGUCAAUUCUGUGUUUCUAACUGUAAUAGCAUACGUUAAAUUGUAGGAAGCAGUACUUCUACUCCCAAGACAUGCCAAAAAUGCCCAGAUGGGUAAUAUCCUUAAAUUUAAUCUGAUAAUUCAAUAUAAUGCGUUGAUAAGGAUUCAAAUCCAAUUUCCAACAUUUAAGACUAGUUGAGUGGUGUCUUGAAUUCAAGUGGAGGCUCUACUUUAACACCAAGUCAAAAAGAUGCUGUUAAAGAUAUACUUUAAUAAGUCACAAAGGAUUUUGAAUCAUCAAUAACUUAAGCAUAAAGCAGCUCCUCUGUUACUCCAGAUUAAUUACAGUCUAUUAUCCAGUCUGGAGUUUCCAAUUUGAAAACUACUAUAUUUAAUGUGUUAAAAUAAGUUAAUCCUUAUGAUGCUUCUACUAACAUUGAUCAUAAUAAUAAUAAUGUUUAAGAUUAGAAUUCAAUCGUUUUAGGCUCUUCAACAGUUUAAAUCAUAGCAGAAAAGUAGAAACCUGGUUUCGCAUUCAAACUUAAAUUCAAUUUAAAGGAUUUAAUUGCUAGUUUUUCAACAUCUCUUUAACAAGAUAGCACCUAAGCUCCUACUCUUAGUUCUACUUCAAGUACUACCUCAACUUCUUCUUCUUCUUCGUCAUCAUCAUCUUCCAGCUCUGUAAAUAGUUCUAGCUCAGGUUAGAGUAUUGGUGAUGCUACAGGCUAAACUGAUUCGACAAUUACAGCUAUGCAAGUAACUUAUUUAUCUACUAACCCUAACUGCUCUACUUGUCCUACUGGUCUUACUAGUAUUGAUACUUAGACAUCUGGAAGAUUAAGAAAUUUGUAAGCAAGUACUGGUUAGACUUUCUAGCUAACUUAUAAUGUAGACCCUUCUCAAAUUCAGAAAACAAUUUGCGUAUCUUAUGAUUCAAAUAACAACAUGACAGUAAAUCCUACAAGUAUAGAUACUGUCAAUAAUUAAAUAACUUGCACUUUUACUUCUAAUUCUUCUCUCUACUACGAUUCCACUUGUUAGUACGUAAGCUAAUCAUUGUGUUCCUCAUCAAAUUCAAACAAUAAUAACUCAGGAUUUAAUGCAUCAGUUACCCCAAGUUCUGGUAAGUUACUGAGCAUUAGUGCUGCUUUAGGAAUUAUAGUACUUGCAAUUUUUUGA
Tetrahymena thermophila SB210 is the source of this 3117-nucleotide messenger RNA. RefSeq lists its product as hypothetical. The transcript has a single exon. Lineage: Eukaryota; Ciliophora; Oligohymenophorea; Hymenostomatida; Tetrahymenidae. The record is from RefSeq and is a predicted model, not a curated record.